Messenger RNA from Impatiens glandulifera, 1347 nucleotides. RefSeq lists its product as uncharacterized. The record is from RefSeq and is a predicted model, not a curated record. Bases 1 to 1347 code for a protein of 448 amino acids. Lineage: Eukaryota; Viridiplantae; Streptophyta; Magnoliopsida; Ericales; Balsaminaceae. The transcript has a single exon.
AUGAGCCUCACGAACGCAGAAACUCUUAACGAAGCCUUGGACCGAUGCACCAUCAUGAGACCGCGAGCUCGGCCACAAAAGCUAACCGGACGUAUCCGGAAGAUUAAGGAAAUGUACGUUGAGGGAACACCGGAGGCUAACUUACAGCUCUUGGUGUUAGAAAGGCUUGAGAUAGCGAAUGGAAAAUUCGCUGAAGAAAUUGAUCGGCUUGAGGCGGUGGUCAGACAGAGAGAAAAACAGCACUUAACAGCUCUUGAGACCAGUAACGGUCAGAACCGAAAUGCAACACCUCCUCGGGCGGAUCCGGUGAUAAAUGAAACCGAUGAAAGAACGGAGACUCCUCUCACCGCGCAACUUCAAACUGAACAACCUGGGGUUUCAGAACCGGGCGUCACAGAAGAAAGGGUCAAGACCCUUAUUCAAGAGUUCGCAGACUCAACUGUUCACCCAUUAGAGGAGAAAAUGAAAAAAACCGUGAGCCUAACACUCCGGUUCGCCAACAAGACAAGGAAUGAUCUCGUAAAGGCACAGGACCAGAUCACAGAUAUCGAGGAUGAUUACUGGGACGUAACGGUUUUGCGAAACAAUCAUCUUCGGAGAACCGAGGCCUUGGAAGAAAAGACCUCAGGGAUAGUGGAUGACUUAGAUCGGCUUGAAAGGGAAACUGAACAAGGAUUCACAGAGGUAGAAGAGGACCUAGGUUGGAGGGUCAUCGAUCUGGAAAACAAGAAUGUGUGUCUUGAAGACCGCAACGACAAGCUCGAAGCCGACCUCAAGGCGCUCACCGCACAAGUGGAUAAAUUAAUCAAGGCCAAGGUGAAUGCGGAUGCAGCGGUUGUGGAGGCAAACGCCCGAGCGGCUAAGAAAGUCCAGGAUGCGCUGGACGAAGAAGCAAGAAUAGCAAAGGAGCCACCGCGACUAUCUGAAAAGGACAUAGCCGAGCGCGAACGAAUCACAACAGCCAAGUAUAUGGACCUUGCAAAGUCCAUAGCAGUUCAAGCGGCCAAAGAUGCAGAGCGGCUAAAUGCACAAAAACAAGGGCUCGAAGAAUUUGCAACCGCUCACAAGAAGAAGAAAACGGCGGCCCCUUCCUCUUCAGUUCCGGCGAAACGGAAAAGGAAAACAUCAAAGAAGGCUCAAGUAGCCGAGCUACUGGAAAGGAUCACUGAAACGGAUAUUGAAAGUCAACCGGACCCGGCUACUCACACCGAAGAUGAAGAUGAAGAACAUCUGGCGGGGCGUUCUACAAGACAACGAGUCUCCGAUACGGCCAGCCAACCGCAACCGGUUAAGAGAAAACGGACCAAGGAUAUGAUGGCCGGCUUCAACUUCUCCGACUCAGAAUAG